AUGGCGGCCCGCGUGGGAGUCGGCCGCGUGUACGUCAAGGACGAGGGCCAGCGUUUCGGCCUCGGCAGCUUCAAGCCGCUCGGUGGAGGCCUCGUCGACCUCGCCCUGGCCGCGGCGGCGAAGGGUGAGGCGAAGCCAGUCAUUGCGACGGCGUCUGCAGGCAACCACGGGAUCGGAGUUGCGUGGGGCGCGCAGCAGGCCGGGUGCCGCUCGCUGGUGUACCUCCACGGCGGAGUCAGCGCCGGGGCGGAGGCGACGAUUCGACGGUACGGCGCCGAGACGGUGCGCGUGGAGGGCGACUACGCCGCCUCCGUCCGCGCCUGCGCUGCCGACGCGGCGGAGCACGGCUGGGAGGUUGUUCAGGACACGUCUUGGCCAGGUUACGAGGCGGUGCCAGCGCGCAUAUACCAAGGCUACACGGUGGUCGCCGAAGAGAUGCUCGAGCAGCUGCGGUCCGAGCCUUCGCCGUCGAUGCCGACGCACGUCUUGAUCAACGCCGGUGUCGGCGGCUUCGCGGCGGGCAUGUGCGCGCACCUGUGGGAGCGACUCGGCUCCGAGCGGCCUCGCUUCAUCGCGGUGGAGCCGACCGAAGCCAACUGCCUGCAGUGCUCCGCGGAGGCGGGUGCACUGACCGCCUCCCCUCACAGCGACGCUGGCACGGUACAGACCGGGCUGGACUGCACCGAGGUGGCGGAAGUGGCGUGGAGAGUCCUCGCGACCGGCGUCGACGACUUUGUCGCGGUGCCGGAUGCUGUCGUCGAGCCCGCGAUGAGGCUCCUCGCCGACGACUCGCCGGCCGUGGUGGCGGGGCACUCGGCGGUUGCCGGGAUCGGCGCCCUCCUCGCCGCCGCCGCGCAGCCGGGGCUGCAGCAAAGCCUUGGGCUCGGCCCGGACUCCGUGGUCGCUGCGGUGAUCUGUGAGGGCGCCGUCGACAGCCAGGCCUUCGAGGCCGCCGUCGGGGCGUCGCCGGAGGAGGUGCAGGCCCGGAGGUAG
Messenger RNA from Emiliania huxleyi CCMP1516, 993 nucleotides. RefSeq lists its product as hypothetical. Bases 1 to 993 code for a protein of 330 amino acids. The record is from RefSeq and is a predicted model, not a curated record. The transcript has 2 exons. Lineage: Eukaryota; Haptophyta; Isochrysidales; Noelaerhabdaceae.